AAACGAGCCCGAUGAAUCAAUUUUGUGCAAUGAGAAACAAAUACAGAUACCUGUGAUUGAAACAUGGAGAUUAUAAUGGAUUUGGGGAAUUGAUGACGUGAGGGCAAAACAAGACGAAAGCGUUAACCAAGUUACAAGCUCCACGUCCAUGAAGAUCACAAUCAAUUUGGAAAACUACUUAUGUGUGACUUUGCAGUGAUGGGAUCCAAUGGUCAAGAUGGUCAACAUAAUGAUCAACACAAGUCAAUGUGAAAUCUGUCCAAAUUAAAGUCAGCUAAUCCAUUGGAUUCGGAGGUGUCGCAUUCCCUCUUGUUAUUUAAAAGCAGAUGAUUUAUGAACAAGGUGUCGUUAUUUGAUCAAAGUUCACGUUACAUAAAAUACAAACUAUCGGAAAUCACAUGACAUUAACUGAAGACGUUUGGAGAUAUAGCAUACAAGACUCUGAAACAAUAGUCCUAGUGGCAAUUGGCGUCUAGGGGAAAUACAUAUAGUGAUUUCUGUAUGUAACUACGUGAUCACUAGUGAUAUAAUAGAGACUAGAAAUAAAUUGAUAUCCAUGGCCAGGGGAAAAGAUCAAUAACUAUGAAUGUUAUGUUGUCAUUAUGUAAGUUACCAAGAGUGAUGCCUAUGACAGUUUAAAAUAAAUAUUCAUGCGCCAAAAUACACUUACCUAACACCAUCUCAUAAACAAUAAGACUACGAGAUAGAGUGAUUGGAUGGCUCUGUCUGAUAAAUAAUAUUUUCCUUGACAUAAAGAUAUCGACUAUGGGUGUCACUAAAGGAGCUCCAGCAAACACAAGUUUGAUGAGCAAACUGUUGGACGCACAGGCUGCAAACCAUCGCCGCCUCAUGCGAAUCAACGAGGCGGAGCAGGCACGCACAAAAAACAUAUUUCGCAUAAUCGAUAAACACGCCAGAAUGGAGCAACUAAGGACAGAUAAAGCUCUGGAGAGAGUCAAUCACACAUGGAAAGAAAUCAAAGCGUAUAAUUAUUGUGUUCAUAAUCAAUACAAAGUAAGUAACUUUAUUUGUAUGCAAAAGGAUUUUAAAUUAAAAUCAACAAGUGAACUUUCGGCUGAUUCACGGAGGAGGCUGCAUUACGAGACAAGGAUUAUGAACACUGGUUUUUCAAGAGACAUACUGAGACCAGAGAUAAAGAGGGCGAUAAUUGACAAUGACCCAAAAAUGAAACGAGAAGUCCAACGGGAGAAACUGUUGGAAUCCGCUAAAAACUACCAGGCUCUGUUUCCUAUUGACCGAAAGAGUUCGACAACCAAAAUAUUUGAAAAUUUUCACACGACUAGAAACAAUUUUACUAAACCAGGACAACUGAAACCUUUGAAAAAUCACCAAAUGGCAGUAUUAAAUCCACACGCUCAAACUGUUUCUCGUGAUUAUUUACAAACUUUGAAGACAUUUCGAAAACAUGCACCAACAGUGAAAAGUGACAAAACUAUUGAUGUGAAGGUCAGGGUCGGUGUUGAACCAUCUCAGACCGAGGACAUAAUAACAUCACCAACUCAGAAAUAGUUUUUUGUCUUAGUAUUCGAUUGAAUAUUAAGAUGAAGUUUCCCAAAUGAAUACAUUAUAGGUAGAACAAAUGAACGAUGAUAUAUUGCCUCUUUAACAGGUUUUGAUAUACACCUGGUACACAUAUAGCAUUAAUAAAAAUGACCAUAUUUUUUAUUUGGCGAUAGCAUUGUUGUAAGAAUGUAUGGGGUUUCGAAAUAUUUUUGAUGGGGAUGGAGGGAUUAGCUCUCCAAUCGUUCCAAAAAUAAUGUUGCCAUUUCAAUACUACCGAAUCAAAUUUUGUGCAACUUGGUAUUGAUGUUCCC
Molecule: messenger RNA, 1835 nt
Organism: Owenia fusiformis
Lineage: Eukaryota; Metazoa; Annelida; Polychaeta; Sabellida; Oweniidae
Source: the annotation of a GenBank genome assembly